GAAUUAAGAUUAAAUUCACGAUAUUUUUAUUUAGAAAGUAUAAUUAUAUUUAGAAUUUUAUAAUUUUAACUUAAUUACUCGUCUAAAUUAAUUUUAUCUGUUAUGCUAACCUCGGAAUCUCAUUAUGCACCAUUUUUGAAUUGAUGAAUUGAUGAUAAUAACAUAAUCACAUAAUAACAUAGUAAUAUAUAUUGUAAUUUUAAAUUUUAAGACAUAAUUCCUUCAUUAAUUAAAUAUUAUUAAAUUUAAUCUAUGUGGAUCCAUUAUCAUUAUACAGGUAAUAUUCCAGGAUUAACAAAGCUGAUGUGUUUAACAGGGCAUAAUAGUUAUCAAGGAUGUCGAUAUUGUAAUAUAAGAGGAAUUUGGUCAAAUCAUAUUUAUUAUCCUACCACUCCACCCAAUAAUUUUGAAAAUGAUACAACAUAUAAUAUAUUUGCAUCACCUAAUCCAACACAUGAAGUGUGGCAACAAAGGCUUAAAAAAAUUCAUAAAUCAAAGGUUGAAAAAAUUUUAAUUUCUUAUCAACAUGGUUCAAGUGUUGCACAUACAGAUUUUGAUACUUAUGUGAAUAGUAGUGAUUUUCUAAUGCUAUUUACAUAUCCUAAAACAGCAACUCUUGGCCAAAUAAUGUCUGCAGUUGGUAGUACUAAUACUACUGGUCCCAUCGGUCCUAAAUUAAGACUUUUAUUGGGAAGUCUUGGGUAUGAAGUUAAAAAAGAAUAUACACCUCCAGUAAAAUUAUCUAGUAUAUCAAUUAAAAAUUAUAAUCCCCUAAUACAUAUAACAAAAAUAAUAAUAACUAUAAUGAUAUGAACAAUUCUUCAUUUAUUUGUGUUAAUAUAAUAUUAAAUUUAGUUUGUAUAAUAAUAAUUUU
Molecule: messenger RNA, 874 nt
Organism: Rhizophagus irregularis DAOM 181602=DAOM 197198
Lineage: Eukaryota; Fungi; Glomeromycota; Glomeromycetes; Glomerales; Glomeraceae
Source: RefSeq, a predicted model, not a curated record